AUGAACUCAAAAGUGUCGUUCUCAAAUCCAGACCAGGCGGCUCCAGAUCGCACAAUCCUUAAUCAAGGCACUCCAUCAACAGUGUCGUUUGAUACACUGGCCGGUUUUAUAUCUCAUCUGAGGGCGAGAUCGUGCUCUAAGUGUGGCGGGCGUUCCUUUCAAUCUCCGACAAAUAUUAGCCAUCUGUUUCACAGGUGGCGAACUGGAAUGGCUAAACUAUCGUCUUCUUGGACUUGCAGUGGUUGCUCAACUCUAUGCUGUGUAGGGUGCAUCGCAAACCCAUCGACAAGACUAUCAUCGAUCACUUUCCGCGGAAAAAAAGUAUCUUGGUGUUGCGAUGGCGGGCGAUUGUUCCUGAUCUUCGUUCUACUUUGCGGUUUCGAUGAAAACUUCAACGCAGCCAAGUUGGAAGAGACGUCAAGAUCGAAGGCGGCGCACGAAGGCUAUAACUACAGCAAAGGCAAGUACCGUCCUGAUCACGAUGCUGACAAUGAGUCUCGUUCGUUUGAGCCAGACGGGUCGCUCGGGAUCGGUCGUAAGCGGCCCAGCUUUUCCAUACCAGAUAGUGUUCGCAACGCACAGAACACGCGACAGACUCAGGACGCCUUUAACAGCUUCCUACUAGGUUUGCUCAAGGGCUUGUUGCCCUCGCUCAAUGAAGGAUCUGCCUUUGACUGUUCUCCGUCCGAAGUAGUCAACGUCAUGCUUUUGGAAAGCAAAGUCCUCAACUUCUGCACCGAGCUCUUGCGAAACGAGUCCCUAGAGGAUGCCACUAAGCGGAAGGAUUUGUAUCACACACUCUUGGGCUUUCUCUACACAAUCGGCACGCAUCACGGAACAGCCAAACGCACCGUCUUCGACGAACAGCCGCUACGAUUGGAUAAGUCCAGCCUUCUUGUAUCCACCUUCGUUGGCAGUUCAACAGUCUGCGAUGAGACUACACAGUCUCUUGCAGACAGUAUCUGCAACUUCAGCCAGCAAUCUUCUUUGAUACUCCAGGCAGCCGAAAACGACGAAGGUGACUUCCAAACUGGGGACGGUCAGAAUUUACUUAUGCUUUGUCGUCGGAUCUCGGGCCUUUCACAAACCCUUCUUGCUAGUGGUAACGCGAGCUCUUUUGGCCACACCAAAACUCCACUGGUUGUCAGUCCGAUUACCGAAGUAGCCAAUGAACUGAUUUUGGCAACACACGCAUUCAAUUUCGAAGCAACGAAACUGACGACAUCUAUGCAUGGACGCUUCAAACGCUUGAUCUUCGAAAUUAAGACAUUGAGGACAAGUCUGCCACGCGGAAUUUUCGUCAGAUACGCUACAGAUAGACCUGAUGUUAUGAAGGCCGUCAUUAUUGGUCCUCACGACACACCUUACGAAAACGGUAUCUUCGAGUUCGAUAUCUUCUGCCCACAGGACUAUCCGAAGAGUCCACCGUCGGUUCAUUUCAAGGGAACAGGAGGUGGUACAGCAGAAAUCAACCCAAACUUAUACGUGGACGGAACAGUAUGUCUGUCUAUCUUGGGAACUUGGCACGGAGAGCCUUGGAGACCUGAAGAAAGUACGUUGCUCCAGGUACUGAUCUCGAUCCAAGCAAUGAUAUUCUGCGAACAACCUUGGUUCAAUGAGCCAGGAAGAGGAUUUUCUGGUCGCAGUAGAUCUGAGAUGACGAGAGGGCCGUGGGACAGAUACAACGAGAAGAUCCGCGAGCUCACUGUACGCCAUGCAAUGCUGAAAUGGCUGGAUCGACCUCCUCGACUGUGGCAAGAUGUGUGCCACCGACACUUCAAGGACACUGUGCAUCGUAUCCUCCUGACCGUCAAAGAUUGGGCUCAAAAGUCGCAAUCAAAUCGCCCAAACAGCGAAUUGUCUGACAGUUUUGACAGCGACGACCUUGCUGCCAUGGUUUGCGAAAAGAGACGUGAGCUUGCACCGAUACUCCCACGUCUGCAAGCAGCUUUGGUCAAAUAUGGCGCUCCUGUUGUUCCGCUUAGUCCAUAUCCAGGUGCUGUGGAUUUGCGACCGGAGAUACCACAUGCAGCACCACAACCUGCUGUGACCCCAGAUAUUCUCUGUCCGCAACCAAUCACCUUUUCAUACUAUUCGAUUUUGAAUCAGCCAACCCCAGGCCCGAGUUCCAGACAGGCUCAUAAUCGGGACUCAUCCGUCAACCCGCUCCCCAAUCCUCAAGGAUAUGGCGCAGAGCCUCAUCCUGCUCCGGCUGGUCGUGGUGAACAUGAAGCAGGCGGUGAUUCUAGGAAUGUCAGGCAUCUAGAUUACUUUGAAUUCCCAACUUUCGGUCGUGGUGAACAUCAAUCAAGCGGUCAACCUGGUGUUGCGGGGUAUCAAGGUCGCUAUAUACUCCCGAAUCAUCACGCUGGGCAUGGAAGAGGAUCUGGUGGGGACGUGCAGAGCUGGCUUGAAGGAACACAACCGGAAGGAGGUCGUGGUGAGUCUUCAUCGCACCGCAGAAUUUAUAGACUUGGUAAAGUUCGCGCUCGUGGUGGACGUGGCAGUCGUGGCGGCCGUGGUAGUCGUGGUAGUCGUGGAGAUCGGGGUGGACAUGGAACAUAG
Molecule: messenger RNA, 2565 nt
Organism: Dothidotthia symphoricarpi CBS 119687
Lineage: Eukaryota; Fungi; Ascomycota; Dothideomycetes; Pleosporales; Dothidotthiaceae
Exons: 2
Coding region: 1-2565 (854 amino acids)
Molecular function (GO): ubiquitin conjugating enzyme activity
Source: RefSeq, a predicted model, not a curated record